GGCGGCCGGCAGGAGCGGCGGCGCCGCCGCGGCGAUGACUUUUCUGGAAGCUUUGUCUAGAUCAGAGUCUAAGAGUGAUGGAGGUUUUAAAAAUAAUUGGAGCUUUGAUCAUGGAGAAGAAAGUGAAGGAGAUACAGAAAAAGAUGAGGCAAAUCUGCUCAGCGUAGAUCAAGAUGAGGAUUCUGACUCUUCAAAAGGAGAAAAGCUGAGUUGUCAAUCUGAAAUUGUUUCUACGAGUCCUGAUAUUCCCUGGAAGACAUGUGCAAGACGAAACAGGGCUGAGUGUACAAAAUCUUUGAAAGGCAACUCAAUUGGACUUAACAUGUUGAACAACAAUAAGAAAUUAAGUGAAAACACACAAAAUGCAUCGUUAUAUUCUGGAACUGUAGUUCAUGGUAGACGUUUUCAACAUGCUAAUGCACAGACAGUAAAAACAGCAGCCCAAAGCACUGUGGACCAAAAGGAAAGGAAAGAAUAUCCACCUCAUUUUCAGAAAUUUGGAAAUAAUCUUGUAAGGUUAAAUCGAUCACCAGGACUUGAUCGUAUAAUGAAAAAAACAGAAGAAUCUGAUUCACACCUUGAGUCUGAACUUAAAAGAAAAGCAACACAAAAACGUCGGAAUCAUUCUGUGCCUGCUAACGUGUUUUCAUCUUCCAAAAAGAGUUUAACUGAUUUAGAGGACUUGCAAGGAAAUUGCAGACAAGCCAUAAGUUUGAAUGAAUCUUCUGGACCAUUGUUGAGAGCAUCAAUUCAUCAAAAUUGUGGAGGACAGAAGUCACAUAACACAGGAUUACUACCCAGGAAGUUUUAUGGCAACAGUGUGGGAAAGGUUCCACUUGAUAUCAUUGUGAAUUGUGAUGAUGGUAGACAAAAUUAUUUACAGUCUAAUGGAAAAGUACUUUUACCUAGGUCAAAACUAGCCAAAAUCACUAACUUGAAGGAAAAGAAAAGAAGCCUAUCAGAUCUGAAUGAUCCGAUCAUUUUAUCCAGUGAUGAUGAGGAUGACAAUGACAGGACUAACAGAAGAGAGAGCAUAUCUCCUCAACCUGCUGAUUCAGCAUGUUCUUCCCCAGCACCAUCCACUGGAAAAGUAGAAGCAGCACUAAAUGAAAAUACCUGUAGAGUAGAGCAUGAAUUAAGAAGUUUUCCAGCAGAUUCAGAAUUAAGUACAGUUACAUUGCCAAGAAAAGCAAGAAUGAAAGACCAGUUUGGUAAUUCUGUUAUCACUACACCUCUUAAACGUCGCAAAGUGAUUUCUCAAGAACCUACACUUGAUCCUGUAUCUUUAAGCUGCCAAAGUUCUUUUGAAAGUGUAAUUUUGAACUGUCGAAGUAUCCGAGUCGGAACACUUUUCAGACUAUUAAUAGAGCCUGUAAUUCUUUGUUUAGAUUUUAUCAAGAUACAGCUAGAAGAACCAGAAAAUGAUCCUGUAGGGAUUACUUUAAAUACCUCUGAUCUAACUAAAUGUGAAUGGUGUAAUGUUCGAAAAUUACCAGUAGUGUUUCUUCGGACAGUACCAGCAGUUUAUCAGAAGCUGAGCAUGCAGCUACAAAUGAAUAUGGAGGAUAAAGUUUGGAAUGAUUAUAAAGGAAUAAAUAAAUUAACAAAUUUGGAAGAACAAUAUAUAAUUUUAAUUUUUCACAAUGGCCUUGAUCCUCAGGCAAAUACAAUAUUUGAAAAUAUCAUUAAUGGCAUUGGAAUAAAGAAUAACGUGUCUAAUUUUUUUGCAAAAAUCCCCUUUGAAGAAGCUAACAGCAGACUUGUUGCUUGUACGAGAACUUAUGAAGAGAGCAUCAAAGGAAAUUGUGUGCAAAAAGAAAGCAAAAUAAAAAAUGUGCCCCUUGAAUCUAAAAUGCAGUUGAAAAGUAAAAAAGAAUUUCAGUUUUUUGAUGAUGAUGAUGAAGAUAUUGGAGAGAACCAUACCAUCUUCAUUGGCCCCAUAGAAAAGUUGAUUGUAUACCCACCACCUCCAGCUAAGGGAGGCAUCUCUGUUACUAAUGAGGACCUGCACUGUCUAAAUGAGGGAGAGUUUUUAAAUGAUGUUAUUAUAGACUUUUAUUUGAAAUAUUUAGUGCUUGAAAAACUGAAGAAAGAAGAAGCUGAUCGAAUUCAUAUAUUCAGUUCUUUUUUCUAUAAACGCCUUAAUCAAAGAGAAAGGAGAAAUCUUCAUGAAACAAGUAAUCUAUCGAUACAGCAAAAGCGACAUAGGAGAGUAAAAACAUGGACACGACAUGUAGAUAUUUUUGAGAAGGAUUUUAUUUUUGUACCCCUUAAUGAAGCUGCACACUGGUUUUUGGCUGUUGUUUGUUUUCCUGGUUUGGAAAAACCAAAGUAUGAACCUAAUCCUCAUUACCAUGAAAAUGCAGUCUUGCAAAAGUGUUCAACUGUAGAGGACGGUUGUAUUUCUUCUUCAGCCAGUGAAAUGGACAGUUGUUCACAAAACUCUCCUACUAAACCUGUAAUUAAGAAGAUGCAAAACAGAAAACAUUGCAUAGCUGUAAUUAAUUCAAAUGCUGAACAAGAAGAAAGUUACACUCCUUAUCAAAGAAGCAUAUGCAGUGUGAAAUGCAGUCUGAAAAAAAUAAAUCAUACUGCAAAUGAAAAUGAGGAAAUGAAUAAAGGAGAAUCUACAUGCCAGAAAUUUGUUGAUGGGACUAAAAAUGAGAAUGGCCUACAGAAUGAAUAUUUAAGUUCUAUGCACCAUACAGAUGGCUUAAGCAAAAUCAGACUAAACUACAGUGAUGAAUCAGCUGAAGGUAGUAAAAUGCUUGAAGAGGAACUCAUUGACUUCUCAGAAGAUCAGGAUAAUCAGGAUGAUAGCAGUGAUGAUGGAUUCCUUGCGGAUGACAACUGUAAUUCAGAAAUAGGGCAGUGGCAUUUAAAGCCUAACAUUUGUAAACAACCUUGUAUCCUACUGAUGGAUUCACUCAGAGGCCCUUCUCGGUCAAAUGUUGUAAAAAUUCUAAGAGAGUAUUUAGAAGUGGAAUGGGAAGUUAAAAAAGGAAGCAAAAGAAGUUUUUCCAAAGAUUUUAUGAAAGGCUCUAAUCCAAAAGUACCUCAGCAGAACAACUUCAGUGACUGUGGUGUUUAUGUAUUGCAGUAUGUAGAAAGCUUUUUUGAGAAUCCAAUUUUGAAUUUUGAAAUACCUAUGAACUUGACAAACUGGUUUCCUCCCCCAAGAAUGAAAACAAAAAGAGAAGAAAUUCGAAACAUAAUUCUGAAGUUGCAGGAAUGUCAGAGCAAAGAGAAGAAACAACCUAAAGAUAUUCAUUCAACAGAAACAUCUUUAGAUGAAAGAACAUAUCAGUGUGUCAACAAUAUUUCAGAUUGAUCUUUCUGAUGCUCUUCAGUAUUGCCUUCAGAACAGUGACUUUCAAUUUGGUUAUAGAUAGUAAAGAACUGAAGUGCUCACUAUUCAGUGAUUUAAAAAUGUUAAUGCUGUAUAAAUGUCAUAUAAUUAAUUUUCAAUGGAGUAUGUAUUAAGUAAAAAUUUGUAAAUAUGUUAAUGAGGCCAAUUUUUCCAGCAUUUAUAAUUAUUUUUUUCACUUGUUAGGAAGUUUUUGUUUUGUAUUUUCUGUUAAUAGUUCUUAAAAUUGCAAACUUCUAAAUACAAAAUAAAAAGAAAAUAUUUAUAGGAGGAAAUGAUUAAUUUGAUAUUCUUUAGUGCUUCUGUAUCAAAUCCCUGUUGGGUGUGUUACAUAUUUCAUGGAAAUCUUUUAUUAUAUAUGAUGGUCUUGUCUUUUACAUUUGUUAUGAUAUAAAAAUGAGAUUAAAUCUAAGGUAUUUUUAAGGAGAAAAACAUCUUAAUAUGCUUACAUGGAUAGAUUUAACACCUUUUAAAUUUUACAUUUCAUCAUGUUGCAAGAACCUCAAAAUUUAUAAAUACUUAUAGUCUUACAACAAAGUUAUCUAAGAAGAAACAGUAUUAUGAACAAUUCAAAGAAAAAAUAGACUUGAAUUAUACUACUAAAUUUAUUUAUACAUUGUCAGUACAUUCUGAAGACAUCUAAAACUCAGGUUUAAACUAUUCUGGUUAAUGCAGCUUGAACUCCAAAUACCCUAUGUUAAUUCUAUAUUAUAUCUUAAAAGUAUGCUAUAAUCUGUGUGAUAGAUAAUUAAUUGGUUAGCAACUUUAAUUUGUGAACACAGAAAUUUAAAUACAAAAUUUGCCCUUUA
This is a messenger RNA of Suncus etruscus (white-toothed pygmy shrew), 4176 nucleotides long. It is a transcript of the gene SENP6, whose product is annotated as SUMO specific peptidase 6. The record is from RefSeq and is a predicted model, not a curated record. Gene Ontology annotation, molecular function: SUMO-specific endopeptidase activity. Gene Ontology annotation, biological process: regulation of kinetochore assembly; regulation of spindle assembly; protein desumoylation. Lineage: Eukaryota; Metazoa; Chordata; Mammalia; Eulipotyphla; Soricidae. The transcript has 24 exons. Bases 35 to 3331 code for a protein of 1098 amino acids. Gene Ontology annotation, cellular component: cytoplasm; nucleus.